AUGGGCGCCGCGCAGGCCUCUCUGCGGCGCCCGAAGGGGAUCGACGACACCCGGCAGGCUCCCAGACUGGAGCUGACGCUGAGCUUGCAAGGUGGCGGCGAGAAGCACGCAAGUUUCAAAGCGCAAAUAAAUACCGGCCGCGGGGUGGGGGUGGGGGGUCGGCGGUCGCGAGCAGGGAAGCCCCGCGCGGCUCGCAGGUGCCCGGGAAGGGGCGCCUCUUUGUGCGCCCCGCGGGGGCGCGCCCGCCCUCCGCGCACGGCCCCGCGCCCUGCGCGCCCCCGCGCCCUCCCCCGCCCUCGCCUCCCCCCGCCUCCGAGGCCUCCCCGCGCCGGCGCCCUUCCCGGCCGAGCGCCCGCCUUCUCCGCGCGGCGGCCCUGCGCGCCCCCGCGCCCUCGCGCGCGCCUCCGCGGCCUCCACGCGCCUCUUUUGCGGCCCCGCGGGCGGGACGGAGGACGGAGCGGGGGGGGGGGGGGGAGGGCCACCUGGGCCCUGGGCCCACCGGGGCCCGGGGUCCGCGGCUCCUCCUCCCGGGACAAAGCCCGGCCCGCCCGAGGGGCCGUGCGUCGUUCAGGGUCCUCGACACCACCCCCCCCACCUGGCGUGGAAAGCCGCGCUCUGCUGCUUCCGAGUUUCCGGAUCCGCCCGGACCCCCUGGGCCCGGAGGCGGUCGCCGCCCCCGCCUUCCCCGCAGCCCCGCCGCCCUCCCGCAGAGGGCAGUUCCGGCGCGCGAGGCCUCCCCGCCUCCAGGCCUCGGAAGGCAGCGUUCUGAGUGGGGAACAGACGGCAGGAGCCGCGCCCGGAGCUGCCAGCCCAGACGGAAGGUCCUCAGAACAAACCCCAAUCCCAGGAGAGCCGACCGGGCGUGGGCCAAGGAGGGUGACAGGGACAGGAGAAGUGGCCGGUGGGAUUCUGGAAGUCUUUCGAAGGGCUUAUGGCCGCGCCAGAUAGGAGGUAGGAGAGAGGGAAGGGAGUCCAGGAGCACUACGGUUUGGGCCUCAGCCACCGGAAGAGAGUCGUUGUCAUUAACUGGGUCGGGGAAAACGCCUUGCUAGUUGUGGGAGCCCGGUUUGAACCGGCCGGGCCGAGGCACCCGUUAGACAUCCAGGCGCAGGGUUGAGCAGACACCGGUCCGACGGGUCUGCGGUGCGGAGAUGCGCGGGCGGGACAUAAAUACGGGAGGUCACCACACAGCCCUCCUGGCGUUGACAGCCACAGUUUGCUGCGAUUAUCUAGCUCCGCGCUGUGGCCUGCGGGAGCCACCAGCCCCGUGUGGCUACUGAGCACUCGAAAUUAGUGGAGGGACGCCUGGGGGCCCAGUCCGUUAGGCCUCCGACUUCGGCUCAGGUCACCGUCUCACGGUUCAGGGGUUCGAGCCCCACGUCGGGUUCUGUGCUGACAGCUCGGAGCCUGGAGCCUGGAUUCCGUGUCUCCCUCUCUCCGCCCCUCCCGCACGCGUUCUCUGUCUCUCAAAAAUAAAUACACAUUAAAAAAAAAAAAAAAAAA
Messenger RNA from Panthera uncia (snow leopard), 1503 nucleotides. Its product is annotated as basic proline-rich protein-like. Bases 1 to 948 code for a protein of 315 amino acids. The record is from RefSeq and is a predicted model, not a curated record. The transcript is spliced from 4 exons. NCBI's taxonomy places the organism in Eukaryota, Metazoa, Chordata, Mammalia, Carnivora, Felidae.